UUGGUGGUAACUAGUGGGAAUAACCCGAAAAGUGGGUUGAGUAUUGAACUCAGGUGAAAGGCACCACUUCAGUCUCGAACUACCUUGACAGAAAUGGGUGCCGUCAUCCCUUGGUUAACAAUCUACUAUUUAUUAUCAAUACGUUACAUUGUGUUCUGCAUUUUUUACAGAUUACAAGGCUAUUUAUAAUGGGCCUACUAGCGACAUCUAGUUAGUUGUUGAUUAACUAUAUAUGCAUAUGGUUGACUAGGUUUUACUAAUCUAGAUUUACACAUUCGUUACGUUUUUAUGAAAAUCUAAACAACUCAAAACACUAGGUUUCGGAAUUUUAAAGCUACGGGAAAAAUACAUUUUCGUCAUGUUUACAUCGAUAUCGAGGCCUACUAGCGCCAUCUAGUUGUCCUGGGGCUAACGUUCAGUUCCAUAUGUCUAUGUAUGUAUGAAAGCCCAUGCUUUUUGAUGUAUUUGGGAAAUCUUUGCGUUACAAGUUACAAUACUUUUUUAUUUAUAUGUGUGAGAUAUUAUAGUAUGAUAAACAAAAGUUACCAAAUGUGUUCUAACUUAUUUCUGAACGUAGCCAGAAUGUCAAAAUGACAUUGAAAAAUUACCGCUAAACACGGUGCCGUGCCGGUUGCCGGUUCGUAUUAUAAAGAAUUUAAACUACUAAAACAAUAAUUUUAUAUACUAAAUAAACAUGGAUUUAAGCAUGGGUGAUAUGGACGUCUGUAAUGAUGAACAAUUGGAUACCAAGAAAUGCUACAAAUGUGGUUACGAAUUAUUGGACAAUUUAAACGUAGUGUACAACUCAUCAAAUUCAAUCUUCGUCUUCUGGAAUAAGUACCAGUUAUUUCUGUACGAAAAUAUACAUUUUGAAGACGCUGCAAGAAUAUUCACUCCAGAGUUUAGUGUGCAUCAGAUUAUAAUAUCGAAUAAUUACUUAAUUUGCCUAGACUGUCGUGGAAAUGUGCAUGUAACUUCGCUUAAAUUCAAAAAUACUCAGAAACGUUUAAAGACUAGUUUUUUACCGCGAGAACAGAACAUUUUAGGCUUCGUUGAAUGUGGUGAAUAUGUAGUGAGUUUAAAAGCAGAAUCAGACAAUUAUUUCCUUUGCUUAAAUAGAAUCAACAGCGAUUUUCAAGCACAAAGAAAGAUACCAAUUUGUUAUAAAGGGGAGACCGGAUUACCGCAGAAGAUUACUCAAGAUAAAUGCUUGCUAACUGUUUCGAAAGUUACUAGCCAUGAUGAAGGGAUAAAGCAACUGUUUAGUGUUAAUCUUAUAGCAAAGGAUUCAAAUGUUGUAAUUAUGUCAUUUGACAGAAUGAAUGUGUUUGCCUGUUUAUUCAGUUCUAAUAUGGCGCAAGAUGAGAUUCAGUUGAUCAAGCUUUACUCAUGUCCAUCUGAAAUAUGUAAUAUCCAAGUCAUACAGUGUGAAGAACUUAAUGUGAUAAUAGUUCUCAAGUCAGGCACUAUUUUAAAAUUUCCACUUCAGAAAACAUCACAAACCAUUGUUCCAAUUCAUUUAAACACUGCCGUUAACAAGUUUAUGUUACUUAAAGAUACAUUAAUAUAUACAGAUGGUAUUUCUAUGUGGAAAACUGAAAAGACUUUCUCGAAAAUAACUUUCAAACAAUAUUUUCUCCGGCAUGUCAAGGACUUUGUCCGGGUCGGAGACCAAUUGGUCUGCACCACAUUUUCGAAGCUCAUAUAUGUGAUACCAGAUGAUGACUUAAGUUAUCUAGAACCAGUAUCGGAGCACUGUCCGGCUGAGAAAUUAUUAAAUAAUUCUGAAUACUUGUACAGAUUGUUAGAAGAAGUGGAUAAAAACAAUGAAUUGAUUGAAAAACUCAAUGAGGAAGGGAAUUACAUCACAGCAUUGGCAUUAUCUAAUAGACAAGAUUUAAUGGACAGCAUUUUGAAAAACACAAUUACUGUUUAUGAGCAUUACGAGGAUGCUAUCAAAGAAAAUACAGAUUUAACAAUAACUGAGGACUUAAAAGAGUAUUUCAAAGCCGAAUCAGUUUACUUUCUCAUAAAAAUGAGAGUAAUGCAAAUGGAGCAUUUAGUAAACCAAGUUAUAUCACAACUGUUUAAAAAUUCCAAGAUACACAUGACACUGUUUUCAGAAGACAAGCUAUUGAAAACUAACAGCCUGAACGUAUCAGACACAUUUUAUAAAAUGAAUGUAUUAAUACCGCUUGAUUACAGAACUAUGACAAAUGUGUCAGUUGUUAAAGUAAACAUCAAAAUAGUCACUCAUCUGCCGGGGGCUUUUGAUUCUAAAGAACCGAUGUGGAUGACACUGUACACAAAAGAAAUUAUUCUAAACUCGGAACAUUUUAUCAAAACAGAUUUAAUUUCGAGCAGACCUAGAAGUUUCAAGGAACCUCAAGAAACGAUUGAUGACAUGAUUGCAAAAACUGCCAGUAAUCAACAUGGAAAUCUUUUCAAAUUCACUGAUGCAACAAAUAUAACAGAUUCAGAAUUUUCCAUGUAUGUCAAGCUACCAGUAAAUUAUGCUGAAAUAUUUAAAAACCAGGAACUGCUUAAUAGUUUGAAUACAAGAAAAGCGGAGUAUUUAUCAAAACAACUUUCUUCAGAAGAGUUUUUGAAUUCGAAUAGUAACCUAACUUUUGAAAUUGGAAGACACAAGGUGGAUGUUGAGAUAGUGUCAGACGAUACCCCGGUAGUAAAAGUGUCUGGUUCCAAUAUAGGCAAGGUGUUGGGUAUACGAAACUUCUUUGCUGAUUUACUUUACGGAGAUUACAAGACGACUGGGCCAGAAAUUCAAUAUACAGAUUAUGCUUUUUAUACCAAUGUUGAGAAUUUGCAAAAGACCAUCAAAGGCAACAUGGAGAACCAUAACUCAGAGAAUCUUCAAGAUUUAGCUGAACAAUUGCAGAAGAUAAUUGGGAAUUUGCCAAUUUGAAUUAAUUUUUUUUAAAAGAAUCUUAACUGUGAAGAAAAGAGCGUACUCCCAUCUUAAAGGCAACUUAUAACGCCUCCGGUGUUGCAGGUGUCCAUGGGCGGCGGUAAUCGCUUACCAUCAGACGAUUUGUCUGCUCGUUUCCUAUAUCA
Cydia pomonella (codling moth) is the source of this 3075-nucleotide messenger RNA. RefSeq lists its product as uncharacterized. The record is from RefSeq and is a predicted model, not a curated record. NCBI's taxonomy places the organism in Eukaryota, Metazoa, Arthropoda, Insecta, Lepidoptera, Tortricidae. The transcript is spliced from 2 exons. Bases 695 to 2926 code for a protein of 743 amino acids.